GCCGCCGAGGGCGAGCCAGAGCCGCCGCCAGCCGCCGAGGCCGAGGCGCUGUGCGAAGGCGCGGCCACCGGCUCCGAGGGCGGGCUGGUGCCGCAGCCCGCGGGCGCCGGGGGCGCCCGUAGCGAGUGGGAGGAGGAGGACGCCGAGUCCCCCGCGUGCCCUUCGCCAGGGCCGCCGGAGGGCGUGGAGGGCUCGGACACGGAGGGCAGCGAGCCGCCCCUGCCCGGCGAGGAGGUGCAGGAUGAGGAGGCGGAGGGCUCUGGCUCCGACGCGGGCAGGCGGCCGCCGAGCUCGGCGGAGGAGGAGGCGGCCUGCGCCGACGGCGCCAGCGUCGGCCUGCCCGAGAUCCGCGAGGGCGAGCUGCCGCAGCUGGCGCCCCCAGUCGACGUCGGGCCAGCGCAGCUUGUGGCCGUGGAGCCGGAGGGCCUCACGCCGUCGCUCCAGCAGCUCCGGGACAUCCUCCAGACCUUCACGUGCGAGAGGCUCGGCCUGACCUACCACGGCUUCCUGCGGCAGCUGCUGCCGCGCGCGUGCGCCUCCGGGCAGAAGUCCUUCCGGCGGCCCGUGUCCUUCGGGUUCAAGGCCGGCCAGCAGCCCCCGCUCCCGCCGCAGCCGAGGAGGCCGCCUCCGCCACGGGCGAGGCCAGCCACCGGUGCGGACGGCGCGGACGGCGACGCCGUCGUGGUGCUCGACGAGGAGGAGGCCCCCGCCCGCGAGGAGCGGGAACGGUCCCCGGCGGGGGAGCCGCUGCCCGCAGACCCGUACGCGAGCCGCACGGCGCCGCUGGCGCUCCUGAGGCACUACCUGGGCAGCGGCAGGUUUCUCGGCCUGCGGGACGGGUUCGUGGCGUUCGAGGACGACGGCGUCCAGUACCCGGCCGAGACCCCGACGCCGGUGCGGGAGCGGCCCGGGGGCGGCGCCCUGCUCAGCCUGGGCUCCCUGUGGCUGCUGGCGGUGCUGCGCCAGGCCUACUGGCAGCACGCGAGGGCGCUGUGCAAGAAGCACGGGCUCGCGCAGGUCUCGAAGGCCCACGCCGAGGAGCUGCUGGACUUCCUCCUGGGGCGCUCGGACCACUGCGUGCUGCUGCUCGGGCCAGAGGACCUGCGGGCGGCCCCGCCGCCGGAGGCGACGUGGGUGGCGCGGCCCGCCGGGGGCGACAGGCCGUCGCUGAUACCCCUGGCGCAGCUGCAGGGCUUCCCCGGCCUGCCGCCGCUGUCCGACGACGCCGCGCAGCAGCUGGACAAGCUCAGGAGGCGCCUGGCCAGGCAGGCCGCGGAGCGCUCCAGCGACGAGGCGGCCGCCGGCGAGGUGGCCGCGCGCUGCCGCGCGGCCGAGGACGUCGAGGCCGCCCUCUGCCAGAACGAGGUGGAGGUGGCCGCGCUGGCGUCGCUGCUGGAGCAGCUGCAGGGCCGGCUCGAGGCCACCGACCGCGAGCUCGAGGCGGUGCAGGGCCGCAGGCGGCGGCUCCUCGAGGAGCACCGCGCCGACCUCGCCGCGGCGCGGCCGGGCGCCGCGAAGCGGCGGCGCGGGCCGGGGCCCGGCGCGGCAGCGCAGGGCGACCCGAUCGGGCACCUCCUGGCGCUCUGCGAGGCCGCGGUGCCCGCCGGCGGGCCGCCGGCGAGGGCGGAGGUGCCCAGGGCCGAGUGA
Messenger RNA from Prorocentrum cordatum, 1647 nucleotides. The record is from the annotation of a GenBank genome assembly. NCBI's taxonomy places the organism in Eukaryota, Dinophyceae, Prorocentrales, Prorocentraceae.